GGGAGGGAAGGAGAGAAAGGGAGUGCCUGGGCAGCACUGCAACAGCUGCAACUGCAGCAGCCUGUCAGGAGGAAAGAGGGAGCGAAGGAGACGGAGGGAAGAAAGGCUGCAGGAUUGCCUUUUUAGAGGAAGCAUUGUAUGUAUAUUUUUGCACAAGGAAAAGGGUUUAAUACGGAAGCCUUUUUUCUCCCUUGCUGAUGCUUUUCUAUAUGGUCUCAUGCAGGAGGCAUGCUUGGAAAUAGUGUGAGAGGCAGAGAAGGAGAUUUGAAGAUGGAAAGGACGGAUAGCACAAAGGCAUACGGCCAAGCAGAUGGCAAAGGAGUUGGUAUGGCAGCUAAGAGGGCAAAGUCUGGAGUGCCCCAGAGCACACAGAGGGGUGAACUGAAGGUUUACCGCGCGGGUAGCUCUGACGGCAGGCUACCGGUGUCCUCCAAUCUCCGCAAGCAGAGGUCUAUGACAAACCUGGCUGUACUCACUGAUGCUGAGAAGAAGUUGCACCUAUACGAACCCAAGUGGUGUGAUGACAUGGCCAAGCCUGGAGCAGGGCAGACCAAGAUGGGCAAGCCAAAGACAGCAGCGGGUGGCAGCAGUGCCGGAGGGGGUGCCCCUCUCUCUCGAAACCUAUCCAAAUCUGAACACUCGCUGUUCCAGGGCAAACCCAAGCCCUUCAGCCCCCUGGCUGCUCCAUCUGCUCUGAGCAAGCAGAGCCGCAUACCGCGUGCCCCUUACGCUGAGGUGAAGCCCCUGAGCAAGGCACCUGAGGAUGGGAAGUCGGAUGACGAGAUCCUUUCCAGCAAGGCGAAGGCCAACGCUAAGAAGCAGGGAGCCGGAGCCGGAGGGGAGUCCGGUUCCAAAGGCCAGGGGGAGGAAGGGGGAGACAAGCCCUUCCUGAAGGUGGACCCAGAACUAGUGGUGACAGUGCUGGGUGACCUGGAGCAGCUGCUCUUCAGUCAGAUGUUAGACCCCGAGUCUCAGAGGAAGCGGACCGUGCAGAAUGUGCUUGACCUCCGCCAGAAUUUGGAGGAUACAAUGACGAGUCUGCGGGGCUCUCAGCUAAGUCAUAGCUGUAUGGACACCAGUAAUGUGGGCUAUGACAGCGAUGAGACCAACGCUCACAGUAUAUCCAGCCUGUCCAACCGUUCAUCGCCUCUCUCCUGGCGCCACGGCCAGUCCAGCCCUCGUCUUCAAGCGGGCGACGCCCCAUCCUCCACAGGCGGAGGAUACCAGGGGAGUAAGACAGGCUCCCAGUAUACGGCCCAUACGAUGCCAGCUCGCUGCUCCAGCCGCCUCAGCAGCAUGUCUCGCAUUGAGCUCCUCGAAGGGUUGGAUGAUGCCGACCUCAAGUCUGGUUACCUGAGUGACAGCGACCUUCUAGGAAAGAGCCUGCCGGACGACGAUGACGACAACCUGGCUAAUGGUUGGGAUGAGAGCAGCUCCAUCAGCAGUGGGCUCAGCGACGGUGAAGGCGAUGGCUCCGAGAACCUCAGUUCAGAGGAGUUCAACGUCAGCUCCUCCCUCAACUCCCUCCCAACCACACCCCUGGGAUCCAGACGCAACUCCUCUGCUAUGCUCCGCACUGACGCAGAGAAGCGCUCCCUGGUGGAAAGUGGACUUUCUUGGUACAGCGAGGAUAACAAAGCCGGCCUCAAGCUCGACAGUUGCAGCUAUGACACGGGGAGUCUCAAGACGGAGGCCCCAAGCAAGUGGAGAAAGAAGCCUCCAAGCCUCAGUGAAGAUUUAGGGUGUAAAGGAGAACUGAGGAAGCCUCAAAGCUUGGGUCAUCCAGGAAGUUUCAAGAAGGGUCGUAAUCCUCCUAUAGGCGUGACCUCCCCCAUCACUCAUACCUCUCAGAGCACAUUGAAAGUCGCAGCACCUAAAAGUGAGAAGCCACUGGAUAAAUCCAGGAUUUCCCUCAAAACUGCUGGUCUACAACGGUCACGUUCAGACGCUGGCAGGGAUCAUCAUGGAGAGCACCGCAAGCCCCCGUCAGGUUUAGUUAAACCCACAGCUGGAGCCUCCUAUGGCUACAAGAAACUACCAACAGCCACCGGUACCGCCACUGUUAUGACAGCAGGGGGCGCCACCAUCUCCAGUGGCUCUGCAACUGUGGGAAAAAUCCCCAAGUCAUCUGGUAUCCCUGUGAAGCCUGUGGGAGGAGGAACACCCUCCAGUCGAAAGAACAGUUUCGAUGCCAGCAGUGAGCAGUGCUUCCUGGGGCCAAACAGCCGAAACAGCAUUCAGUACCGCAGCCUGCCUCGACCGGCCAAAUCGAGCACGUUCAGUGUGAUUGGUCGCCCUGUCUGUGGUACCAUGGACCCCAGUCUGUUGAGUUUGAAACCAGUGCCCAUGGCCUCCACAGGUCCCAGGAUUAAAGAGCCUAGUAGCUGCAGCAGUAAGAUGUCCAAUCGAACGAGCACAGGCCCAGUGAACAUGACCGACCGAGAGAAGGAGAAGGAGAGAGCCAAGGCCAAGGCUGUGGGUGCUGACAUGGACUGUGGCUCUCUGAAAGGAGAGAGUCGGUCCACAGGAGAGUCCACUGUGAAGCUGCACGGCCUGAGACGGACCGGCAGCAGCAAAUACCCUGAACUGUCAUCACCCACCACACCAAGGAUGCUGAACACUAAGUCUCUGGGUCGUCCACCCAGUUUGGCUCACUUCGACAAGGUCAACUCCAACAGCCUUGAUUUCUGUGUGACCGUCCAGGACCUCCCGCCCAAAGUCCCCCCUUAUUCCAAGCUGCAGGACUUGGCUGGUUACCACACCUCCUCCCGCCUCACCCCCAGCCCAGCGCCUGUGCUCCACAUCGAUUCCCCCGGCUCCUACACCAGUGAAUGCCUGAGUCUGAGCGGAUCGCCGCUGCUCUACCCCAAGUUGUCUGGCAUGCACCGCAGCAUGGAGUCCCUGCCCCUCCAGAUGAGCGUGCCUUCCAGUGCGAGGUUUGCCAGAACUGAGAUGCAUGACAGAGAAGAGAGGGGUACGGGAACCUGGGGAGCCGGAAGUAGGACAUCCCUCAACCUCACAGAUAGCUUGCAAACGGACAGAAACACCUUGCCGAAGAAAGGCUUAGAACGUUAUGGCUCAAGCCUGUCGGAUAGUGACGGCAAAACGGAAAGGCGCCACUCCCACACCAUAGUCAGCAUGACAGAGAGCGAUAGCCCCCCUCAGCUGCCUUCUCCCACCCGCCCUCUCCACCCCUCCUCCGGCAAGGCUCCUCUCACCAACGUGGUUGCCCCAAUUUCUAUUGGCACCCCAAGGAUAUCGCGCUCCAACAGCAUCGGCCCACCCACUGAGUCAGCCUGCGAUCUGUAUGGAACCUCCCCUCUGGGCAGCAGUAUGUCCCUGGCUGACCGGCCAAAAAGCAUGAUGCGUUGUGGGUCUUUCCGUGAACCAGGAGACGAUGUGCAUGGCUCUGUGCUCUCCUUGGCGUCCAAUGCUUCAUCCAACUAUUCCUCGAAUGAGGAGAGGAUACAAGGGGAGCAAAUCCGCAAGUUGAGGAGAGAGCUGGAGUCUUCCCAGGAAAAGGUUGCAGACUUGACCAUGCAGCUUAGCGCCAAUGCUAAUCUGGUAGCAGCGUUUGAGCAGAGUUUGGCGCUGAUGACCGCACGCCUGCAGACCCUGUCCGUCUCCUCGGAGCAAAAGGACUCUGAACUCACUGAGCUGAAGGAUUCCAUCGAGGUUCUGAGGGUCAAAAACACAGAGGCCCAAGAAAUCAUUCACGUGGCUCUCAGUGCGCCGGACAUCACACCUAAAGAACUGCCCAUCAAUCGCCAGAACUCCUCAGAAAGCAUCUCCAGCCUCGCCAGCACCUCCAGCCACUCGAGUAUGGGUAGUCUUAAAGAGCAGGAGGCCAAGAAGAAGAAGAAGAAGAGCUGGGUCUUUGAGUUACGCAGCUCCUUCAACAAGGCCUUUAGUAAGAAAGGCUCCAAGCCGUCAGGGCCGUAUGCCGACAUUGAGGAAAUUUCCACCCCAGAAUCCUCAGCACCUUCCUCCCCCAAAGUCCACUAUGGUGAAGACAAACCCUCGUCACUGUCAAUGAAAUCCUCAGCCUCUGCCUCAUCAGGACUCUGUGAAGAAGAUGAGGAGGGAGAUUAUAAGGUUGUAACAGAGCUGCGUACAGAGCUUUGGGAGAAGGAGCGCAAACUGACAGACAUCCGCCUGGAGGCUCUAAGCUCUGCCCAUCAGCUGGAGCAGCUGCAGGAGGCCAUGACCAGCAUGCAGUCGACAGUGGAGAACCUAAAGGCUGAGAACGACCAUCUGAAGACGGGCACCCCGUCCCCCUGUCCAUCUCCUGGACCCUCCAGCUCCGUCUCCCAGUCCUCAGGUCUCACUGCUCUGGGAAGCUCAUCACCUCGACAGUCCGUAGCCAUGAACAUGCCCAAAAGCUACAGCAGAGGGCUGAGUGAGGGCAGCUCAGACGUCCACUCAGAUUCGCUCAGUCUUUCCUCACAGAGGGACGAUCACCGUGUUAGGGUGGUGAUUUGUGUUGCAGAUUUACACGUCUUUAAAGAUGAGGUUAAACAGCAGGAUUUCUUCGUCGGCACCGUCAGGGUGAACGGCAGGAUGGACUGGCCCAUGCUGGAUUCAGCUGUCAGCCAGGCUUUCAAGGUGUACAUAGCCAAGGUGGACCCCACUUCUAGUCUGGGCCUGUCUACAGACUCCAUCUACAGUUACAGUAUGGGCCACAUCAAGAGAGUGCUGGGAGGAGAAGCUCCCGAGACGCAGCCCUCUCGCUGCAUGUCCCGAGGCCCCAGUAGCAUCACAGUGGGCCUGAAAGGUUUGAAGGAGAAGUGUGUGGACAGCCUGGUAUUCGAAACCCUCAUUCCCAAACCCAUGAUGCAACACUACAUCAGUCUUCUGCUCAAACACCGCCGUCUCAUCCUGUCUGGACCGAGCGGGACGGGUAAGAGCUACCUCGCUUCCCGGCUGGCUGAGUACCUGGUGGACCGCAGCGCCCGCGAAGUCAGCGAGGGCAUCGUGGUCACUUUCAACAUGCACCGCCAGUCAUGCAAGGAUCUGCAGCUUUAUCUUUCCAACCUGGCCAAUCAAAUCGAUCGGGAAACCAACACGUCAGAAAUACCGCUGGUCGUUAUUCUGGAUGAUAUUCACGGGCCGGGUUCCCUCAGCGAACUUGUCAAUGGAGCUCUCACCUGCAAAUAUCACAAAUGUCCUUACAUAAUUGGAACGAGCAAUCAGCAAGUGAAGAUGAUAGCGAACCACGGCCUCCAUCUCAGCUUCAGGAUGGUGACCUUCUCCAACAAUGUGGAACCAGCCAACGGCUUCCUGGUGCGCUACUUGCACAGGAAGCUGAUGGAGUCGGAGGAUGAGAGAAGCUUGACCAAUGAGGACCUGAUCAGGGUGUUGGACUGGGUGCCCAAACUGUGGUAUCAUCUGCACGCCUUCCUGGAGAAGCACAGCACGUCGGACUUCCUCAUUGGCCCCUGCUUUUUCCUGUCGUGUCCAGUCACGGUGGAUGAUUUUCGAUCGUGGUUUAUUGACCUGUGGAACCACUCUAUUAUUCCGUACCUGCAAGAGGGGGCCAAGGACGGCAUCAAGGUCCACGGCCAGAAGGCGGUAUGGGAGGACCCAGUGGAGUGGGUGAGAGGCACCCUGCCUUGGCCGUCUGCCCAGCAGGACCAGGCAAAGCUUUUCCACCUGCCGCCGCCCAGCAUCGGCUCCAGCAGCCCCGGUCAGCCCUUCGAGGAGAGGCCUCGCAAGGAGACUCCACCCACCUCCAUGGAAUCUGAUCCACUGAUGGCAAUGCUUUUGAAACUUCAAGAGGCUGCCAAUUACAUUGAAUCCCCAGACAAAGAAGAUCCUAGCCUGCCUAAACUUUGAACACAAAGCGUACACUUAGCACUUCAAAUGUUAUAGUUUUUUUUGUUGUUCACUGUGAUGACGCAGUGCAGUGAACAAAUGAUCCCUCAGAAAUGGUUGUAGGGGGAUUUUAAACUGUCAUUCCCGCAGUAGGUUAAAAAUAUAACAACAACUGUUCAAUGGACUGUUCACAAGUAUUGAAUGAAAAGCUAUAUUCUAUUACUUUACUGUAUAUUCAACUGGAUUACAUUCACUUUAGUUCCCUUUACCACCACGUUAGCACUCUUAGAUCGGGGCUAAGAGAUCCCGAAGAAACUCAUCGUCUCAGCAUUUAGACUUCAGGUGAUUUCUGCAACAGCAUUCGUGCAUCAUGGGAUAUGUAGUGCUUGUCAACAGGAGGUAUUCUCAAUUAUGGUGACUCAUUUUGGAAAAGAGUAUGACAGCAUGACAGAUGCUACUAUUUAUUGCAAAGUUCUUUGGUACAUAUCUACUGUAUAAGUCUUUGAAGGCCAAAUCUUAUACAUAUGCAAUGCUGAACUUUACAACCAGAGCAGGUGAAACGAUUAAAUGCCUUAAGAACAAAGACGUCAAUGUCACCUUAACUUCAGCAGAGUAUACUGGUGCUUUCAUAAAUAUCAUCCCCGCUAAGAAGGUUCAACUCUCUACAUUAUUUAUUUCAAUUGAUCUUCUUCUUUUUUUUUACAAUAUAAAAUUAUAAACUAUUAUAGGAUCAAUUAUGAAUAUAUGUUUUCACAUAUUUGUAUAUCUCCUUUAUCAUUUGUAUAGCUUAUAAGUUGAAAAAUUAACCUUGCUGUCAUACUCUUUUUUUUGUUGUUGCAUAAAACAAAAGCUAUUUAUUAGUGAUGUGAGGUCUUCGCUCUGUCGCUGCACACAGUUCCACAAUUCAUUUUCCAAGCACUUCAUUUAGUUUUAUGAACUGCUUUAUGUAAAACAUGUGUCACCAAUGUUGCCAUAUAUAUCAGGUAUUAGAUACUUAUUACACAGGGAUAAUAUAACAUAACAAACACCCUCUGGUUACACAAAAUGCUAUUUGAAUCCAAUUCAGAUUUUUUUUUCUUUUAUGACAUUUAUCUAGGAAAGAGUACAUUUGUUUCAAAUCUUCCCCCCCCCCCCCCCCCCCCAUAUUCAGAGUAGCUUCUGUACAUACAAUCAGGCUACAUUAGUUAUUUUAUCUAUAUUAGUUGGUGCAAAUAUCUAAUAUACUGAACCAAAUACUGUACUUUAAUCAUGCUUCUUGACUGUCAUGUUAGUGGUUUAAGUUCAACGAUGAAUGUAUAGAAAACGCGUAUAAAAACAAACAUUUACCAGUAUCCAUCAUCCAGUAGGUGCUUUUAAAUGAAGCCUUAUCACAGAGCUCCACUGCAAAAAAAACAACUAAAAAGCUUUCACAGUGUCUGAGUGCAGUGACUUUAAAGCUACUUACGGCAUUUUCAUUUUGCAACAAUGCACAAAAUUAAAAUCUCAUUCUUUUAAAUCAUCAUUUAGGUAUGUGUGGUGCUUUAAAACAAUGUCCCGAACUGUUUCAGUGUUGGUUAAAGAUCACGUAGACUUUUCAGGGUUAGGGUUAGCAAAGAGUUGUGUGUCAUGCAGUGGAACUGUCCAUCGCUAAAGUAAUGUGAGAUACACCUGGAAGAUGAUUCCUUCAUAUUUUUUAGGACACGCUGAAGACAUUAACGUAGAGACAGUGAAGUCAUUGUGUGCCGUACGCCCGUGUUGAUAUCGUACAACACGGUAACAAAGUGAUUAAGGAGCGUAGUCGUUCCAAGAGCAAAAGAUUUAAACACUUUUUAAGGUACUUUGUGUAGAUCUUUGUAAAGAAAACAAAACAUAUAGGCCUAAUGGAGUAAAUGGCAGACAAAGUAGUUGUGCAAGUGUUGUCGAAAUAAUUCACCUGUUCAUCCCAAACUGUGUCCAUGUUUAGGUGCUCAGACUUCACAUAAAUCCUGUAAAUGAAUGUCGGACCACUUUAAUGACAGCUCGAUAAGAAAGUUUAACAUUUUGAAAUUGUAUCUGAGCUGCUUAUUGCUUCGUUAUCGCGCAGUUUGCUGAUAACUUCAAGCUAAUCCGCAGCUCUGAUUGGUCACGUGUAAAACUAAAAAAAUAGACGUCAGAGAGCAAAAAGACGCCAAACGGCCGGUGACUCUCAUACUGGUCACAUGUCCAUUUGAAAAUAAUGUCAGUUAUUGUAAAUAUUUCAGGUAUUAGACAGUUUUACCAACACCUGGUCUGUUUCUGCAGGUUAACUAAAGCCAUCAGCUCGAGCUUCUCAUCUCAUUCACUGGUUGUUGUGCCUGUUGCUCUGUAGUAGCUGUGAUUUGUGUUCGCUUACUAGUGUAUCAGGACUAUGCAGCAACUUCUACUGGUGUUGGCAAUCAGCAAAUGUCUGAUCCUCACGAGCAAACGCAGUGUGUUUUCAUUUGGUCUGUCUUUGAGUUCUUCAUUUGGACCAAAUUGCACCACGGGACAAAAGUGUAAGCUUGUUUUCAGCGGGUGGCACGGAGCCUUAAAGAGGAGGAUGUGUUUGGCGUUGCAUUUGAGAACAGGGUUCAUAGAUGUUGUUAAAGAAAUGAAGAAGUUUGGAAGUUGUGUCAUGUGUUUUGUCCUUGUGAAGGACAAUAAAAGUAUCAUAACUGGACUUGUAAAUGGUCAAAUGACGAUAAGAAAACAAACAAAAAGAAUCUAAUUAUGAGCCUGAAAUAGUUUGCAACAAUCAGCACUGUUUGCAUAAUUCAUUUCCUGUAGAAUCGAACCAGAGAAAGAGAUUGUUCUGAUCUCUCAGGCCAAUACAGGUUGCUGAAUAGUCAUAUUUUCGCAAAGCUUGUUGUGGACUAAACUAAGAUUUAAAAAAAAAAUGUUAUGCAGUAUCUAAUGUCACUGACGUGGAAAUGUUAAGGGUUUCUAAGUGUUGUAAAUGCAUGUAAACUCGCUGUGUGAUGAGAAAACAAACUUUAACAUUAAUGUAUUGUUUAGGAAAAUGUUUUCCUUUUUAAUACUCAAAAUAUUUGAUAUUUCUUUUCUUUUUUUUCUAAAGAAUCCUUUGUAAAACUUAAUUUCUCUAUUUUGUACAGGACACCAUUGUAAAGAUUGUAAAUAGGUCAGCAUUCUGGAUGCGGCAACAAUCAUUGAGGAGGGGGGCACAAAAACAAAAAGUCAUUCAUGAGAGAAAGGUAUAUUUCUUCAGAGUUGGGUCCAAUACAUGAAUAAGGCAUGUUUCUGAAGGCUUUCAUCCACCUAUCACUGGUCGUUGGAAUCAAUAAAAUACAUGUUAUAUUUAU
Molecule: messenger RNA, 9110 nt
Organism: Cottoperca gobio
Lineage: Eukaryota; Metazoa; Chordata; Actinopteri; Perciformes; Bovichtidae
Gene: nav1b
Product: neuron navigator 1b
Biological process (GO): microtubule bundle formation; nervous system development; neurogenesis
Cellular component (GO): axon initial segment; microtubule cytoskeleton
Molecular function (GO): ATP hydrolysis activity
Source: RefSeq, a predicted model, not a curated record